AUGAUUUCAUACAUAACUGAAGAGAACAAAAGGAGAAAGAGGAAAAGGAUAAUCUUGACAGAACUUAACUUUGAAUCGGUACUUCUUGGAAUGGCAUACCUUAUUUCACAGAGAGCACCUCGUGGAUUAGGUAGUUUUAGUGAUGAUGAGCACAAGCACACACUUAGGAAGUAUUUGUUGAAAGAUAUGUAUGAUGGCUCAGAAGUGGCAUGCUAUGAUCAGCUACGUAUAACAAAAAGAAAUUUUCAUGAUUUGUGCAUCAUGUUGCGUGAGAGGUGUGGUCUAGUUGAUAGUGUGUAUGUGGUUGUGGAAGAAAAGGUUGCCAUGUUCUUGUUAGUAGUGGGUCAUGGUCUGAAAAUGAGGUUGCUUCGAGGCACAUACAAGCGGUCUUUGGGAACUAUAAGUACUCACUUUUCUGAAGUGUUAAGAGCCAUUCUAUCUAUGCAUGGAGAGUUCAUUAAGCUUCCAGAUGCUAAUGUUCAACCUCCCGAUGAUUACAAAUGGAAGUGGUUUGCUGGUGCACUAGGAGCAUUAGAUGGCUGUCAUGUAGAUGUUUCCGUUCCCGUGCCUUCCCAAGGGAGGUACAGGAAUAGGAAGCAAGCUGUCAGUACAAACAUGCUCGGUGUGGUGGACUGGAAUAUGAAAUUUCUGUAUGUCUUACCUGGCUCGGAAGGUUCCGCUUCAGACUCUAGAGUCCUACGCGACUCCAUGAGAACUAAUCGCCAAGAUGCAUUUGUUGUACCUAAUGGUAUGGCUUUUUCUCUUGGCAUCUUGUUCUCUUUUCACAUGCUACAACCAACCUAA
Messenger RNA from Triticum turgidum subsp. durum (durum wheat), 804 nucleotides. The record is from the annotation of a GenBank genome assembly. Lineage: Eukaryota; Viridiplantae; Streptophyta; Magnoliopsida; Poales; Poaceae.